AUGGCGACCACCAUCAGCACUCAGCGGGGACAGGUGUACAUUGGGGAGCUCCCCCUGGACUUCCUGCGGAUCACUCCCACCCAGCAGCAGCAGCAGGUCCAGCUGGACGCCCAGGCAGCCAGGCAGCUGCAGUACGGAGGCUCGAUGGGCACCGUAGGGCGACUCAGCAUUACUGUGGUCCAGGCCAAGCUGGCUAAAAACUACGGUAUGACUCGGAUGGAUCCGUACUGCAGGGUACGACUUGGCUAUGCCGUCUACGAGACGCCGACUGCUCACAACGGAGCCAAGAACCCGCGCUGGAACAAGGUGAUCCAGUGCACGGUGCCUCCCGGGGUGGACUCCUUCUAUCUGGAGAUCUUUGAUGAGAGAGCGUUCUCCAUGGACGACAGGAUAGCAUGGACUCAUGUCACCAUCCCUGAAGGCCUGAGGGAGGGCAGCGUGGUGGACGAGUGGUUCAGCCUCAGCGGCAGGCAGGGCGAUGACAAGGAGGGCAUGAUCAACCUGGUGAUGUCUUUCGCUUCCUUACCAGCAGGGAUGAUGACUCAGCCUGUGGUCCUAAUGCCCUCUGUGUAUCAGCAAGGAGUGGGAUAUGUGCCCAUUGCAGGAGUGCCUGCGGUCUACAACCAGGGACCGGUCUACAACCAGGGACCGGUCUACAACCAGGGCAUGGUGCCCAUGGCGAUGCCAGCAGCUGUGCCAGCUGUUGGGGUCCAGGAGCCGGUGUGCAGCGAGGAGGACCUGAAGGCUCUGCAGGACAUGUUCCCCAACCUGGAUAAGGAGGUGGUUCGCACCGUGCUGGACGCACAGCAGGGCAACAAGGACGCUGCCAUCAACUCUCUGCUGCAGAUGGCCGAGGAGCUCUAACUGCAGAACACAAGCUCACACACACACACACACACACACACACACACACACUCACACACACACACACACUGCAGCCAUAUCUGAGCUCCCAGGACUCCUGGUAGCCACAGAGAUCUGUUUCCUUCCCCUCUAUUGACUCCUGGUCUUAAGAUGAUAUCAAUGGCAGAUGUAUUUUGGGAAAUUCAUGUCAGCUGAUCCCAGGGUUUGAUUUGCACUGUUUUGAGUUGUAUAGAGUCGAGUUCAGAGUCCAUCUUCUGUUCAUGUCGAUGUUGUUAUUAAUAGUGUGCGUAGAACACGUCUGUAGUAACCUGCAGUGAACUUCUACCGUUUCAUAUGUAGCUGUCAAAUGUUCAGUGCAUCCAAAAUCUGACACAUAUAUAAUUACGGAUGUAUUAAAUUCUAUAGAAUUCUAUAUAUGGUGAUGAGA
Messenger RNA from Sebastes umbrosus (honeycomb rockfish), 1291 nucleotides. RefSeq names its product toll interacting protein (gene tollip). Gene Ontology annotation, molecular function: ubiquitin binding; ubiquitin conjugating enzyme binding. The record is from RefSeq and is a predicted model, not a curated record. The transcript has 6 exons. The coding region runs from base 1 to 864 and encodes 287 amino acids. Gene Ontology annotation, cellular component: cytoplasm. Gene Ontology annotation, biological process: ubiquitin-dependent protein catabolic process. Lineage: Eukaryota; Metazoa; Chordata; Actinopteri; Perciformes; Sebastidae.